This is a messenger RNA of Anoplopoma fimbria (sablefish), 1263 nucleotides long. RefSeq names its product THO complex 6 (gene thoc6). Gene Ontology annotation, biological process: mRNA export from nucleus. The transcript is spliced from 13 exons. Lineage: Eukaryota; Metazoa; Chordata; Actinopteri; Perciformes; Anoplopomatidae. Gene Ontology annotation, cellular component: transcription export complex; THO complex. Gene Ontology annotation, molecular function: protein binding. The record is from RefSeq and is a predicted model, not a curated record. Bases 140 to 1087 code for a protein of 315 amino acids.
ACAUAGAGCUAGCAUGUAGCUAGCAUGUAGCUAGCCUAGAGCUAGCAUGGAGCUAACAUGUAGCUAACAUGGAGCUAGCAUGGAGCUAGCCCCCCCGUUGAGAGAACGGAAGUACAAAAACCACUAAAAGCUCCUCCACAUGUCCGUCUUCUCUCAGAGCUUCUCUCCCUGCGGUCGGUUCCUGGCAGCUGGAAACAACUACGGAGAGAUCGGAGUGUUCAGCCUGUCUGCAGCUCUGAGUCCAGACGCCACAGCCCUGAGUCAGAAACCUGUCCUGACGUUCACAGCUCAUGACGGCCCCGUGUUCUCGCUCCUCUCCACCGACUGUCAGCUGCUCAGCGCCGGGAACGGAGAGAUCAGCUGCUGGAGCUGGAGCGAGCUCAUCAAGAAGAAUGUCAAAGCUCUGUGGACGAAAAGACCAAACUACAAAUCCAGUCUGGAGAUCCCAGAGAUCAACUCCAUGAUCAUCAACCACAGAGACAACAGUCUGGUCUUCGGCGGAGGAGACAACAACGUCCACAUCCUGGACCUGGAGCACGGAGUCUUCAAGUCCGUCCUGCAGGGUCACUCUGACUACGUCCACUGUGUGAGCGUGAGGGACAGGGAGGCAGAGAUCCUGUCGGGGGGGGAGGACGGAGCCGUGAGGGUGUGGGACAGCCGGACGGGUCAGUCUGUCCACUGCAUCGAGGUCUACAAGUACGAGAGCUGUGCUCGGCCUCAGUACGGGAAAUGGAUCAGCUGUCUGACGACCGACUCUGACUGGAUGCUGUGUGGUGGAGGUCCGUCUCUGUCUCUGUGGCAUCUCCGCUCUCUGUCUCCGACCUCCGUCUUCCCUCUGACCGGCUGCCAGAGACAGACCGCCUUCUACCAGGACAUGAUCCUGGCGGUGGGUGAAGGCCCGGCGGUGUCUCACUGUCUGCUGGGUGGAGAGGUCAAAGCUCAGAUCCCGUGUACGCCACAGAGCCUCAACACGCUGCAGCUCAACACCAACAGCACCGAGCACAGGGUGCUGACGGUCGGAGGAAGCAGUGAUCACAUCGACGUGUUCACCAACCUGUCGUACAGAACGUUCUCACUCAGCUUCUGACACACACGUGCACGCGCACACACGUACAUGCACACACACACACACACACACACACGUACAUGCACACACACACGUACAUGCACACACACACGUACAUGCACACACACACACACACACGUACAUCCACACAGGUUGAAUGAACGUUUGUGUCUGACAUUUUGAAGACCUUUGUAUCG